CUGCAGCUGCUGCUUCUUCUGCGGCGUUGCUGCUUCUGCCUCUGCUGCUGCUGCCUCUGCUAAUCUCGCUUCCUGUCAAGGCUUCCUUCCCACUGAGAUCAGAGGCGCUGCCCUGCCUUCUUCUUCCUCCCCCUCUUCCUCCUCCUCCUCCUCCUCCUUCCCCCCCUCAUCUUACUACUCCUGAUGUCCAUAAUGAUUGGAUGAAGGGAGGGAGGGAGGCUCUUUCCAUUCCAAACCUCCGUCUUCUUCCCCUCCUCUCCCUUCCUAUCCUUAUUAUUUAUUUAUUUGGGAGGGCCCUCUCUCCUUCCUGCUUCCUCCUCCUCCUUCUUUCCCUGGGCUCGCCCCUGCUGUGGUUUUCGAUGAGGAGUGUGUGACAAGGCGGGAGCAGGAGCCACGGCAAGAGGCGGGUGGAGAGGAGGAGGAGGAGGAAGAGGAAGAAGAACAGGGUGCGCCGCCGCCGCCGGAGAGACCAUGAGGAAAUUCAACAUCAGGAAGGUCCUGGACGGACUGACAGCCGGCUCGUCGUCGUCCUCUUCGGCUUCCUCCUCCUCGCAGCAGCCACAGCCUGCGACCCGGGAAAACGACAUCCCAGAGACCCUCCAGUCGGAGCACUUCCAGCUCUGCAAGACUGUACGUCAUGGUUUUCCUUAUCAGCCUUCGGCCUUGGCUUUUGAUCCUGUUCAGAAGAUACUUGCGAUUGGGACUCAGACUGGAGCAUUAAGGCUUUUUGGUCGGCCAGGAGUCGAAUGCUACUGCCAACAUGAUAGUGGUGCUGCAGUAAUCCAGCUUCAGUUUCUGAUCAAUGAGGGAGCCCUUGUGAGUGCCUUGGCUGAUGAUACCUUACACUUAUGGAACUUGCGACAGAAGAGGCCUGCUAUACUACAUUCUCUAAAAUUUAACAGAGAAAGGAUAACAUUUUGCCAUCUGCCUUUCCAGAGUAAAUGGCUGUACGUGGGCACUGAAAGAGGAAAUAUACACAUUGUCAAUGUGGAGUCCUUCUCUCUCUCAGGCUAUGUCAUCAUGUGGAAUAAAGCCAUUGAACUGUCAUCCAAGUCUCAUCCCGGGCCUGUUGUCCACAUUAGUGACAAUCCAAUGGAUGAAGGCAAGCUCCUGAUGGGUUUUGAAUCGGGAACAGUGGUAUUGUGGGACCUCAAAUCCAAGAAAGCAGAGUACAGAUACACACAUGAUGAGGCAAUUCAUUCUGUAGCUUGGCAUCAUGAAGGAAAGCAAUUUAUUUGUAGCCAUUCAGAUGGCACCUUGACUAUAUGGAAUGUAAGGAAUCCUACCAAGCCAUUACAGACAAUCACUCCACAUGGAAAGCAGGUAAAAGAUGGAAAGAAGCCAGAGCCCUGUAAACCUAUUCUUAAAGUGGAAUACAAAACUACCAGAGCUGGGGAACCUUUUAUCAUCUUAUCAGGUGGCUUAUCGUAUGAUACUGUAGGAAGAAGACCCUGUCUAACAGUUAUGCAUGGAAAGAGCACCGCUGUUCUAGAAAUGGAUUAUUCAAUAGUAGAUUUUCUAACCCUUUGUGAAACUCCAUACCCUAACGAUUUCCAAGAGCCAUAUGCUGUGGUUGUUCUUUUAGAAAAAGAUUUAGUACUUAUUGAUCUUGCACAAAAUGGGUAUCCUAUAUUUGAGAAUCCCUAUCCUUUGAGUAUACAUGAAUCUCCAGUCACCUGCUGUGAAUAUUUUGCUGAUUGUCCUGUGGACCUUAUUCCAGUACUUUAUUCAGUUGGGGCUCGACAGAAGCGUCAAGGUUAUAGCAAAAAGGAGUGGCCGAUCAAUGGUGGAAAUUGGGGUUUGGUCACACAAAGUUAUCCAGAGAUCAUUAUUACUGGGCAUGCAGAUGGAUCAAUCAAGUUCUGGGAUGCCUCUGCAAUAACAUUGCAAGUGCUAUAUAAACUAAAAACUGCUAAAGUAUUUGAAAAGUCUCGAAAUAAAGAUGACAAGCCAAGCACAGAUAUCGUAGAUGAAGACCCAUAUGCCAUUCAGAUCAUCUCAUGGUGUGCAGAAAGCAGGAUGCUGUGUAUUGCGGGUGUUUCUGCACAUGUGAUUGUUUACAGAUUCAGCAAGCAAGAAAUAAACACGGAAGUUAUUCCAAUGCUUGAAGUACGACUAUUGUAUGAAAUAAAUUAUAUAGAGUCUCCAGAUCCUGAGCAAUUGCCCCCACUGCCUACUCCAGGAACAGGUUCCAAUCCUCAGUCUAUUGCUCCCCAGUCUCACCCAUCCACUAGCAGUAGCUCAUCCGACGGACUCCGGGAUAAUGUCCCAUGUUUAAAAGUUAAAAAUUCUCCCCUCAAACAAUCUCCAGGCUAUCAGGUUGAACUGGUUAUUCAGCUAGUAUGGGUGAGUGGAGAACCUCCUCAGCAAAUAACAAGCCUUGCAAUCAACUCUGCCUAUGGUUUAGUAGUUUUUGGCAAUUGUAAUGGUAUCGCAUUGGUUGAUUACCUCCAAAAGACCACACUCUUAAAUCUUGGCACCGUUGAGUUAUAUGGUUCUAAUGAUCCAUACAGGAGAGAACCUCGAUCUCCACGUAAAAGUAGACAACCAUCCGGAGCUCAAAACAAGAAUAAGGAGGUGGGAGAGGAAGGAAUGGGCAUUUCACCUCAUUCUGCUGGUCUUUGUGAUAUUAAUGAAGGUACAACAGUACAAGAGGAUCGCUGCAAGUCACCCACAUCAGGUUCUGGUUCUCCCAUCAAUUCUGAUGAGGAUCAAACAUUGAAUAAUUUUAUAGAAAAGGUGAAAACCAAAAGCAGAAAGUUUUCCAAGAUGGUAGCCAGUGAUAUAGCAAAGAUGUCUAGAAAAUUAAGCUUACCAACUGAACUGAAACCUGAGUUAGAUGUUAAAGACAACUCAUUCAGCCGUUCCAGGAGUUCUAGCGUAACAAGCAUUGAUAAGGAAUCACGGGAAGCAAUUUCAGCUCUUCACUUCUGUGAGACUUUCACACGAAAAGCUGACACAGCACCUUCACCAUGCUUAUGGGUUGGGACGACUUUGGGCACAGUCUUGGUCAUUGCAUUGAAUUUACCCCCAGGAGGAGAGCAAAGGUUACUUCAGCCAGUAAUUGUGUCCCCCAGUGGAACCAUUUUGAGGCUUAAAGGAGCAAUCCUGAGAAUGGCUUUUCUGGACACUACAGGAUCUCUAGUUCCACCAGCAUAUGAAUCUUGGAGAGAACAAAAUGUACCUGAAGACAAGGAUGAAAAGGACAAGUUGAAAAAACGCCGGCCUGUCUCCGUGUCUCCAUCAUCCUCUCAGGAAAUAAGUGAAAACCAAUAUGCAGUGAUAUGUUCUGAAAAGCAGGCAAAAGUUAUUUCACUGCCCUCACAAAACUGUACUUAUAAGCAAAAUAUAACAGAGACUUCGUUCGUUCUUCGUGGAGAUAUAGUGGCACUGAGUAACAGUAUCUGCCUUGCUUGUUUCUGUGCCAAUGGACAUAUAAUGACUUUUAGUUUGCCAAGUUUAAGGCCACUGUUGGAUGUAUAUUACUUACCACUUACCAACAUGCGGAUAGCCAGAACAUUUUGUUUCACCAACAAUGGGCAAGCAUUGUACCUUGUCUCACCUACAGAAAUUCAGAGAAUCACCUACAGUCAAGAAACAUGUGAAAAUCUGCAGGAAAUGUUGGGUGAACUCUUCACACCAGUGGAAACACCAGAAGCACCAAACAGGGGAUUCUUCAAAGGUCUAUUUGGAGGUGGUGCACAAUCUCUGGACAGAGAGGAACUCUUUGGAGAAUCUGCAGCUGGGAAGGCAUCAAGAAGUCUAGCUCAGCAUAUUCCUGGUCCUGGUGGUAUAGAAGGAGUCAAAGGAGCAGCAUCUGGAAUAGUUUGUGAAUUGGCAAGAGCCAGAAUAGCAUUAGAUGAAAGAGGACAAAAGCUAGGAGAAUUAGAAGAACGAACAGCAGCUAUGUUAGCCAGUGCAGAUUCUUUCUCAAAGCAUGCGCAUGAGAUGAUGUUGAAAUGCAAAGAUAAGAAGUGGUACCAGUUCUGACAACACCUUUUCAAAUGCAUCUAUAUAACUUUACCUUGAAGAAAAAUCUCCUUUUCAUUAACUUCUGCAGGACCAGCGAACUGGAAGGUUGUCAGCCAAUGGUUACUGAUAUUUCCUAGCACAAAUUACACACUGUUUACCUCAGUCGUACAGCUUUACCUGAGGAUAGUUAUAUUUAAAGCUGACACCCACAUAGUGUGUGCGUGUGUGUGUCUUACCUGUGGGCUGACUGAGAGCUUGGGAACAGAACUGAUAAAGAGAACACAUGGACAGGAAAAAAGGAAAAGUAGGUAUCAGAUAAGCAGGGGCAAUGCAGGAUCUAUCCUGUGUUAAUAUUUCAUAUGCCAAAAGUUUUUGUGCUAUUGUUGUUGCUGCCAGUGUUUCAACCUCAUAUAGGAGGCUGCAAUAAAUCAGGGGUCCAAGAGCUAGAAUAAAGCUGUUCAACGUACAGGACUACUAGUAACUGAUCUACAUCUUCCCUCCUUAGAGCACGUCGUAAUAGCUAUUACUGGAAAUGACUUACUCUGCUGCCAACUCUGUGAUCUGAUAAACUGGAAGUAUGUUGGCUCCAUCCUGAGUCUAUACAUAGUUAACAUGCACAUAGUUUCUUCUUGGACCCCUGAUCUAAUAUUCUUGUAUUUGUAUUAUCAUACUGUUGCUGUAUUCAGGUUUCAUGAUAAGGCAUGGUUUAUCAUGAUGAGAAUGAGCCACAGUAAGUCUUGAGCUUGUGCUUUUUCCCUCUCCCACCUAUGGCAAUGAGGAGCUUAAAGGCAUUCACUGCAUUUUGGUUUGUCACUGGGAUUUCUUUGGUUCUGUUUUGGUUUGAUACUAAUUUCAGUUUGCUAUUUCGUCCAAAACCAACCACUAUGCUUAAUAAUAAUUAAUCUAACCCUGAUUUAUUUGAAACACAUCUACUUCAUAAUUCAUAAUUUAAAAGUGGCUUAUUUGAACAUACCAUAGUUAGAUUGAACUGGACAUAAUGCUGAAGUGCAGUUAACCACCAGUAAAUUUUGUCAUUGCUGCACAAAUAGCAAAGAGGAAGAGGGAGCAUAUGAACCCCAAACUGUACUGUAGCUUAUUCCUGCCAUAAUAAACCUUGUUUAUUCUGAUGACUGAAAGCAGCCAAUGUUAAAUGGAAAACAAAAGUAUACAUUACUUUUGCAUUGUAAAAAAUGUACAAGUGAUUGAACUGCACAUCAUGCUGGAAGUUUUCAUUUGUAUUAUGGCUGUUUAGUGUGAAAAGUAAAAAAAAAAGUCUGUUAUAAUGAGAAAAAACAUUUAUCAUAUUCCAACCACCUAUAUUUUUUUAUUUUCCUGAAAAUAUUGUUGAGUCAAUUUAUAAAAUAUUUUUAAAUGAUUAUAAGUUAAUUCAUGCUGUACAUAUUCUUUUGUGUGUUUAACAGAAUGUAUUUGUGCAAGCACUCAAAUAAGAACUAUCAGAUAUGUAGCCAGCUUAUGUACCCAAUUAAAAUUGAAUUCCCAGGUGGAAUGGUCUUGAGUUCAAGUGGUGUUGGACUCUGAGAUACAACUUGAUAGUAAUAGCAAUCAUUUGUUUUCAAUUGUGUUAAAUGACAGAAACUUCAGAAUGUUUCAAAUAUAUUUAGAAGUCAAAAACGUAUCAGGAAAAAGGUUGUCUCCAGAAUCUGGUGUACAUUUACUUGGAAGAAAGUUCUUUUGGUUUAAAUGGAUUUUUUUCCCAUGUAAGUGUCUUUCACUGCACAAAUUACAGAAUAAUACUUAAAUCAUAGUGGAUUUCCCCCCAGAGAUCAGUACUAAAAACAAAAUGUUGACUUUGAUGUUUGACUAAUUCAGCAACUCAGAGAUUCCUAGUAGAUUUAUGAGAGGAGGGAUUUAAGAUGUGCCAAACUGAAGCAGUAUAUUUUUAGCGAAUAAAGGCUGCAUCAAAGCCAUAAUGUAAGAAGAAUAAAAAAGGAUUUAUUUUUUAAAAAUUUAAAGGAUAGACAUCUUUGUCAUGUUAAAAGCUGGAAAAUGUGAUUAAUCUGUGAUCAUUUUCAGAGAGCCUUAACUAGUUUAGGCUUUAUAUUUAAGCAAGUGCCAGUGUGUGGCUAGAAAAAGUUUAAGGUUGAUUUUCCUGAACUUGAUUGUACUGUGUAUGUGUUGAAUGGAUUUCUUGACUUGUAUGUGAUAAACAUAGACUGCAGAACAA
This is a messenger RNA of Anolis sagrei ordinatus, 6157 nucleotides long. RefSeq names its product syntaxin binding protein 5 (gene STXBP5). Gene Ontology annotation, molecular function: myosin II binding; GTPase activator activity; syntaxin binding. NCBI's taxonomy places the organism in Eukaryota, Metazoa, Chordata, Lepidosauria, Squamata, Anolidae. The record is from RefSeq and is a predicted model, not a curated record. Gene Ontology annotation, biological process: regulation of exocytosis; regulation of protein secretion. Gene Ontology annotation, cellular component: cytoplasm; plasma membrane; SNARE complex.